Panicum virgatum (switchgrass) is the source of this 3234-nucleotide messenger RNA. Its product is annotated as receptor-like protein EIX2. The record is from RefSeq and is a predicted model, not a curated record. Lineage: Eukaryota; Viridiplantae; Streptophyta; Magnoliopsida; Poales; Poaceae. Gene Ontology annotation, molecular function: protein binding. The transcript has a single exon. Bases 116 to 3019 code for a protein of 967 amino acids.
CUCCAACGCCGACGACUAUGCCAACCUCCGUGAUUAUCACAGAUGACUAGGCCGGCGUGGGGCAGUAUCUGUAAACCUCCUAUGGCUGCAAAAUCUAUCUCACCCCAAAACUAAGAUGAAGAUGGUGCUUGGGCUGAGCUUAAGCAUGUCCACCCCCAAUUUCCUUCUCCUCCUCGUCUUCGUCGUCUCCGCUACCGCUGCUUCCUCUUCCUUCACCGGAGUCCAUGCCGGCGUCGCCUGCGCGCCCAAGGAGAGGGAAGCCCUCCUGGCGUUCAAGCAGGGCAUCACCGGCGACCCGGGGGACCUCUUGGCAACAUGGAAGUCGGAUGAACCUGACUGCUGCCGGUGGGGAGGAGUCCAGUGCAGCAACCUGACGGGCCAUGUCCUCCAGCUCCACCUCGGUGAAGGAGGCCUGACCGGCGAGAUAAGUCGUUCCCUGCUCUCCUUGCAGCACCUGGAACUUCUAGACCUCAACGGCCUCCAGGGACCAGCCGGCGAGAUCCCGGAGUUCCUAGGCUCCUUCAAGAACCUAAGGUAUCUCGACCUCUCGGGCAUACCGUUCUCCGGUGCGGUGCCGCCGCAGCUUGGGAAUCUCUCAAAGCUACACCACCUUGAUCUCUCGACGAGCUGGGUCUUGCAGCAGCAGUUGCACUGCACUGAUCUCUCGUGGUUGAGACACAUGCCUUUGUUGCAGCAUCUCGGCAUGGACUGGGUGAAUCUCGGCCGGGCAGAUGACUGGCCGUACCUGGUGAACAUGCUUCCCUCUUUGAAGGUCCUAAGUCUUUCCGGUUGCUCCCUAACCAGCGCAAACCAAUCGCUCCCGCGCCUCAACCUUACAAACCUUGAGGAGCUUGAUCUUUCCUGCAAUGCCUUUGACCACCCAGUUGCAUCCUGCUGGUUUUGGAACGUGACGAGUCUGAAGCACCUCUACCUGGAUGCAACUUCCCUUCACGGACAGCUUCCAAGAACGCUGGGAGACAUGGUAUCCCUUCAAGUGCUAGAAAUGUGCUGCAAUCGUAAUCGGUUGAGCACCGAGACGACGACCUUGGAGAAACUUUGCAACUUGACGGUUGUACACCUUGAUGCAUCUCUCUCGUAUGGAAAUGUAGCAGAACUGUUUGAGAGGUUGCCGCAGUGUUCAUCGAACAGGUUGCAGGAGUUGCAUCUGCGGUCAAUCAACCUGGGAGGGUCCCUACCAAACUCCAUGGGGCAUUUGGCCAGUUUAGUCAUUCUUCAACUCCAUGGGAACAACAUCACAGGGUCUGUCCCAGCGUUCAUAGGGAAUUUCACGAAUCUGAAGACCCUGGACCUCUCUGCUAAUCACCUUACUGGACAUGUGCCAUCUGAAAUAGGUAUGCUGGGCAAUUUAACUAAACUGGAUCUAGGACACAAUGACUUGGAUGGCCUAAUCACGGAAGAACACAUGGAUGGUUUACAAAGCUUGAAAUACAUGUAUUUAUCCGAUAAUCAAUUGAAACUUGUGGUGGGUUCAGAAUGGGUACCUACCUUCAGGCUACAGGAAGCAGUUUUUGCAUCUUGCCAGAUGGGUCCUUCAUUCCCCUUAUGGCUUAAAUCGCAAGUGGAUCUUCUUUCGCUCGAUAUCUCAAGCACAGGUAUAAGAGCUAGGCUGCCAGAUUGGUUUUGCAAUGCAUUUUCAAGGGUUGUAAACUUGGACAUCUCCAAUAAUCAAAUCAGCGGUGGCGUGCCAAUAAAUAUGGAUAUCAUGUCGCUGGAAUAUCUAUAUUCUAGUUCAAACAAUUUGACCGGUCCAAUACCUCAAUUACCAAGAAACCUUAGCUUGUUGGAUAUCUCAAGAAACGCUUUAUCAGGACCGUGGCCCUUGCCAUCAGAUUCUGGAGCACCAAAGCUAAGAGGGAUUAUAUUGUAUUCUAAUUACAUUAGAGGUCAGAUCCCAACAUCUAUAUGUGAAUUGGGCUUGUAUGCAUUGGAUUUGGCCAAUAAUCUUUUUGAAGGAGGACUCCCAAAAUGUUUAAAUAUGACAGAUAUGGCAUACCUAUUAUUGAGUAACAAUAGCUUCUCUGGAAAAUUCCCAACAGUUCUACGAACCUGCACAAGUCUAUCUUUUCUUGAUCUAUCACAUAAUAGAUUCUCUGGAACAUUGCCCAUGUGGAUCGGGAGUUUUAGGUCAUUACAGUUUUUGCGACUGAAUCACAAUAUGUUCUAUGGGAAUAUUCCGAGAAAUAUUACUGCUCUCACAAAUCUUUAUCAUUUGAAUCUUGCAGCCAAUUGGAUAUCAGGUGUCAUACCUCCGCAACUCUCAAGUUUAACGUUCAUGACAAGAAGAUAUAUACUGGAUCCUGAUGAAAUCAUCCAUGGGUUCCAAGUAAUAAUUGGUGAGUUAUCAAUAGAAACCAAGAGGCAGCAACUAAAUUACCGAGGUUAUGGUGCUUUGGAGAUAAUGAACAUUGACUUCUCAUCCAACUAUUUAACCGGUAAAAUUCCAGAGGAAAUAACAUCUCUGGCUGGACUGGUAGAUAUGAAUUUAUCUCGGAACCAAUUGAAUGGAGAAGUUCCAGACAAGAUUGGGGCCAUGCAGUCAUUGGAGUCACUCGAUCUUUCCAAUAACAAUCUUUUAGGAGAAAUCCCAUCAAGCAUAUCAAAUUUGACAUACUUAAGCAUUUUGGACUUGUCUAACAAUAAUAUGACAGGAAGAAUACCAUCAGGACGUCAACUUGACACACUCUACAUGAAUAAUCCCUCAAUGUAUGACGGAAAUAUUGGUCUAUGUGGGCCUCCUAUUCAAAGGAACUGCCCGAGCAAUAACACAUCUGCACAUGGAGAUGAGAAGAGAGAUGAAAACCGUUCUAAGCCAAUGUCCUUGUACUUUGGACUUGGCAUCGGAUAUGUCGUUGGUCUCUGGGUGGUUUUUUGUGCCCUAUUGUUCCACAAAGCCUUGAGGAUUGCUUAUUUUCUCCUACUUGAUAAGUUCUAUGAUGGAAUUUAUGUCUUUGUGGUUGUAACUUGGAAAAGGUAUGUAAGAAAGGCAGACAUAAGCUAAGUGCUUAUAUAUCUACUGAGGCUUUAGGGUACUGGCCACUGGAAUCGAGUGCCAUGAAUACUUGAGGGAAAAUCGACAGUGAAGUUUUUAACACCUAUAGGUUGUGCAUCUUGUUUUCAUCGAAGUUUGGAGUGAUGAAUGUUUGUGGAAAGUCGAUAAUGCAUACACAAUAUUACUAAUAAAACACAAUGCAAUGAACCGAGUGAUUUUGUUUU